GUGCUUCUAUUUUCAAUGCUACCGGUUAAGACGUAUACUGCCAGGUUUAGCCAAGGCUAGCUUGAAAAACGUAAAAUUUGCGACAUUUUGAAUUCGUCAUAAAUCGGCGCCAAAGGUUGAGCUGUGUAGGUUUGUGUCUUGCUAUUUAUUUUCGGGAAUGCAGCGCCCUACGUUUAGACAACCUCCUCCUCCAUAUAUUGGUAAUGGAGCUGGUAAUCGAUCGGGGGGUGCUUCUCCAUAUGGUGGUAAUGCAGCUGUUAAUAGAUCUGGAGGGUAUUGGAGUCCCUCUUCUGUACAGCAGGGUGGGAAUCACUCAAGUGGAAUGAUGCCGCCGUCAUCUAGGGGUUUUCCUUCUUCAUAUACUCCACCUUUUGGGCAGAAACAUCGGCCUUAUUCGGUACGAUCCCCUGGGACUCCUCCAGAAAACUAUUAUAAAUACAACAGCCCUUCUCCUGGACAAGCAUCUCAACGGGGGAGUCCCAGGUCUCCCUAUUCAAAAUCACCAGGAUCGUAUCAGAUGCAGGGAUAUUCGCCAGGGCAUCAGAAAAAAUAUCAGGGGUCACCCAGAACUUCUACACCAUUUGGUCCACAGUAUGGUCGAGAUAGGCGCAAAUCUGAUGUGGAGAACUAUUACAAGCCUUCAAUGGUUGAGAACCCAUGGGCUGGUCUAGAGCCUGUUUCUGUUACAGAUGUAAAACAGCAGUACAAUGUGGAGCAAACAACAAACACUGGUAGAAGGGGGAGAUAUUUCAGUUAGUGCAUCCAUUGGAUCAUGUCCAGGACUGCUUGCUUCUGCAGAUGCAUGAGAGGAAGGGUUUUCAUAAGGCCUUACUCAGCUGUCAACAAAGGAGUGACGCAUCUUUGUAACGGAUUUAAAUUUCUUAAGAUCUUAGAAAUGCUCUGUCUGAAGAGCAAACAUCAGUCACCAGCACUUUUUUAUUUUUUUAUUUCCAAAUAGGUUUCAAAAGCUGAUCAUACUUGUGCAAAAUGGAGACCAGAGUAUAAACUUACCCUCUUUUGUAAGUUUGAUGGGAGUUGGAGAUACAUUUUUGAUUUACAAUAUUUUUAAUUUUAACAUGAUAUGAAGUUGUUGAGAUUUAAGAAAAAAGUUGUUUUAUGCUUGUGUUUACUAUUUUAUAAGAAUUUUUAUUAUAACUCCAAUGUCAGAACUUUAGAUGAAAAAAAUCUGCAAUAGCUGGUUUGUCUUUAUAGAGCAACUUCUGUUAUUUAGUUUGAAUAAUUUAUACUUUUGUCCAAAUGCAUGCCUUAGCUGUAGCUGCAGUCAACAGUUUGUAUUUUACUAGCAUUCACUGAGGCAAAAUUUAGUGUUUUUUUUUUUUUUUUUUUUUACCUCCUUAUGGAAAAUAACCUUAAUUGUUUAAAAAAAAAGUCUGCAUCCCUUAGCUGUUUAAAUACACCACAUGUUUUAAUUGACUUUUGUACAGGUUAUAUGUUUUUCUUAAGUCUAAUAAUCAAUAAAACAGAUUGUUUAAUUUUUUAACAGUUGAUAUCACCUGUUUGAAUAUUGUUCAAAGUGCAAACAAAGAAAAAUUGCAUUUGAAUGGAUUCCAUUAUUGGAAACUUGUUUUAAUAUAUCCUCACAAUUUUGAGGGCAACAAUAAAUGAGUUUUACAUAA
This is a messenger RNA of Protopterus annectens (West African lungfish), 1637 nucleotides long. It is a transcript of the gene MPLKIP, whose product is annotated as M-phase specific PLK1 interacting protein. Bases 158 to 757 code for a protein of 199 amino acids. The transcript is spliced from 2 exons. The record is from RefSeq and is a predicted model, not a curated record. Gene Ontology annotation, cellular component: nucleus; centrosome; midbody. Lineage: Eukaryota; Metazoa; Chordata; Ceratodontiformes; Protopteridae.